Molecule: messenger RNA, 891 nt
Organism: Paramecium primaurelia
Lineage: Eukaryota; Ciliophora; Oligohymenophorea; Peniculida; Parameciidae
Source: the annotation of a GenBank genome assembly
AUGCCUCCCAAAAACAAUUAGAGUGGAUUUAUGUCUGUAGAAUAGAGAUCAGAAAUAGGAGAUUUCUCUAGACAUACUCCAGCAAGAUCUCUAGUAUAACCUCGUAAUAGAUCAAUUCUAGCAACAGCAUCAAGGAGAACAGGAACAUAAUCUUAACAUUCUCCUACAAGAAUGACUGUUGAAACACAUGAAGCAGUAUAUUGGGGAACAAAUAUUGAUGAAAGAGCUAUUGAAAAAUAAUUUGAUAGAUUUUUAAAAGAAUUUAGAUCUGGAGGAAUGGAAUAUUAUAUGAGUCAAUUGAAUUAAUUAAAUGAAACAGAUUAAUUCAUCUUAAAUAUUGAUGGAAGACAUUUAUUAGAAUUCAAUAAUCAUUUGUAUUAACAAUUAAUUCAUUAUCCAGCAGAAAUAAUUCCAAUUUUUGAUACUGUAGUAUAAAAAGUGUUUUAUGAUGAUUUUUUAUCUUUAAAAGCAAGAAAUGAAUAAGAGAGAGAAGAAUUUAGAUUAUAUGCAUAAAGAUUAUUAAUAGGUAUUAUAAAUCUGGAGAGAAAUGUUUAAGUGAGAGAAUUGAAUCCAAAGGAUAUAAAUAAAUUAAUAAGUGUAACAGGAAUAGUAAUUAGAUGUAGUGAAUUAUAUCCAGAUAUGAAAUAAGCUACAUUCAAAUGCACUAAAUGUGGUCAUUAAGUAGGAGUAAAUAUUGAAAGAGGAAGAGUUGAAGAACCUAUUAGUUGUUAAAGAUGUAGAGACAAGAAUUCCUAUGAACUCAUACAUAAUCUCUGUUAAUUUACAGAUAAAUAAUAUGUUAAGUUGUAAGAAUAACCUGAAAAUGUACCANAUGUCAAUUUUAUCACUUACUACAUUCUAAGGAUUGUUUUGUAAUUUACCAUUAACUGA